CCAUCCCUCGACAGAAGGGGAGGAGGAACCUCUCCUCUGUGUUUACUCCCGACACUGAUCACUUGGCUGCAGACACACGGAUAAUACCACACCACGGCUGGGAAGAUGUUUUUUCUGCUGCAUACGGUUACCCUCUAUACUCUGAGCGUCUUUAGCGGAGCAUCCGCCGCCACUCACUAUAAUUGCAAUGGUCCUCUGGUAUCCACAUUACCCCAUUCAUCCUUUCAGAGCUCCUCUCACUCCUCAGUCAGCUAUGCUGCUUACAACGCCAAGCUCAACAGAAGAGAUGGAGCAGGGGGCUGGUCUCCCAUGGUGACCGACCAAGAGCCCUGGCUCCAGGUGGACCUCAGGGAGCAGAUGGAGGUGACGGCAGUGGCCACGCAGGGACGCUAUGACAGCUGGGACUGGGUCAGCAGUUACCUGCUGCUCUACAGUGACACGGGCCGGGCCUGGAAACAGUACAGGCAUGAAGACGGUGUAGCAAGGUUUGUCGGGAAUGUGAAUUCGGAGGCUGUUGUCCAGAACAAGCUGUCCCACUCAGUGAGGACCCGUUUCCUUCGUUUCAUCCCUCUUGACUGGAACCCAAGUGGCUGGAUGGGCCUCAGAGUGGAGGUGUACGGCUGCUCCUACAAGUCAUAUGUGGCAGACUUUGACGGCAGAAGCUCCUUGCUGUAUCGGUUCAACCAGAAGUCCAUGUCAACAGUGAAAGAUGUGAUCUCUCUUCGGUUCAAGAGCCAUCAGGCUGAGGGUGUUUUACUGCAUGGAGAGGGGCAGAGAGGAGAUUACAUCACCCUGGAGCUUCACCGAGGGAGACUAGACCUCUACCUCAACUUAGACGACAGCAGGCUGAGGUUCAGCAGUAGAUGUGUCGCUGUCACUGUGGGCAGCCUGUUGGAUGACCAGCACUGGCACUCUGUCCAUGUAGAGCGCUUCAACAAGCAGGUUAACCUCACAGUGGACUCCCACUCACAGCACUUCCAAACCAAAGGGGAAGGGCACUCACUGGAGGUGGACUACGAGCUGAGUUUUGGAGGCAUUCCGCUGCCUGGUAAACCCGGUACCUUCCUCAGGAGGAACUUCCACGGCUGCAUGGAAAACCUCUACUACAAUGGAAUCAAUAUCAUAGACCUGGCAAAGAGACGCAAGCCACAGAUACACAGCGUGGGCAAUGUGACCUUCUCGUGCUCGCAGCCCCAGCUGGUGGCCUGCACCUUCCUGAGCUCCAGCAGCAGCUUUCUGUCGCUUCCGCCAGCAGCAUCUGCCACGGGGGGUUUCUCUGUCCGUUUCCAGUUCAGGACGUGGAACACAAACGGGCUGCUGCUCUCUGUGCAGCUGAACCCGGAGCCACAGAGACUGGAGCUGCUGAUCAGCAACAGCCGGCUGCACCUGACCCUCCAGAGCUCAGGACAACAGAAAUCAGAGGUCUCUGCCGAUUACAGAGUCAACGACGGACUGUGGCAUUCUGUGAGUCUUGACACGAGGAAUUCACGUAUCACUUUAACACUGGAUAGUGAGCCAUCCUCCACAAUUGAAGUAUGGGAACAACAGGAAUCAAGAGGCAAUUUUUAUUUUGGAGGCUGUCCCACUCUGGACUGUCGUUACCCAUCUCCUGCCUUCCAGGGGUGUAUGCGGCUCAUAUUCAUCAACAGCCAGCCAAUGAAUCUCAGUCGUGUGCAGCAAGGAUUGCUGGGAAAUUAUAAUGAGCUUCGGUUUGACACCUGCACUAUAAGAGACAGAUGCCUUCCUAACCUGUGUGAACACAGAGGCCGCUGUUCUCAGUCUUGGAGCUCCUUCUCCUGCGACUGUUCAGGAACAGGAUACUCUGGAGCCACCUGUCACAACUCCAUCUACGAGUUAUCCUGUGAGGCCUACAAGCUGAUUGGCAGCUCCUCGGGCUUCUACUCCAUUGAUCCAGAUGGGAGUGGUCCCCUGGGGCCCACACAGGUAUACUGCAACAUGACAGACGAGAAGGUGUGGACGGUGUUGACCCACAACAGCACAGCUCCAGUCACCGUCCAGGGCUCCUCUCUUCAGAGACCUCAUAUCAUGAAGUUCAACUACAGCGCCUCAGCUGAACAACUGCAUGCCAUCGUAUCAAGGUCAGAGCAGUGCCAACAGGAAGUGGUUUACAACUGCAGGAAGUCCCAUCUCUUUAACACAAAAGAUGGCAGCCCGCUGUCCUGGUGGCUGGACCGGGAGGGAGAGAAGCGAAGCUAUUGGGGAGGCUUCCUGCCUGGAGUUCAGCAGUGCUCCUGCAGCCUGGAGGAGAACUGCAUGGACAUGAACUACUUCUGCAACUGUGACGCGGAUACAGAAGCAUGGGCAAAUGACACAGGAAUCCUGUCCUAUAAAGACCACCUACCAGUGAGCCAGAUAGUGAUUGGAGACACCAACAGAACGGGCUCGCAGGCUAUCUACCACGUCGGCCCUCUGCGUUGUUAUGGAGACAAGUCUGUAUGGAAUGCAGCCACUUUCUACCAGGAGUCCUCCUACCUCUACUUCCCCACCCCGCAGGCCGAACUCGCCUCUGAUAUCUCCUUCUACUUCAAGACUAGCGCUCCUUCAGGAGUGUUUCUAGAGAACUUGGGCCUCAAAGACUUCAUCAGAGUGGAGCUCAGCUCUCCCUCAGUCGUGACUUUCUCUUUUGAUGUGGGAAACGGUCCGGCGGUCCUGUCCGUGAAGUCCCACCUCCCUCUGAAUGACAGGCAGUGGCACCACGUGAGGGCAGAGCGUAACGUGAAGGAGGCCUCCCUGCAGGUCGACCAGCUCCCCCUCCGCUUCCUGGAGGCUCCAGCUGAUGGACACCUCCGCUUACGGCUCAGCAGUCAGCUGUUUGUAGGGGGAACAGCGUCCCAGCAGAAAGGCUUCCUGGGCUGCAUCAGGAGUUUGACGGUCAACAGCGUGAGCUUUGACCUGGAGGAGAGGGCCAAGAUGACGCCGGGGGUGAGCUCCGGUUGUCCCGGCUACUGCAGCGGCUCCAGCAGCCUCUGCCACAACAGGGGGAGGUGUAUCGAGAAGAGCAACGGCUACGUCUGUGACUGUUCCCAGUCUGCCUACGGGGGAACCACCUGUAACCAAGAGGUAUCGGUGUCCUUCGACAGAGAGUCCUCAGUGACCUACACCUUCCAGGAGCCUUUCUCAGUGAUGCAGAACAGAAGCUCACAGGCCUCCAGUGUCUCUGUAGAAAGCAGCAGCAGCAGAGCCAGAGAGGACAUGGCCUUCAGCUUCAUCACCUCCCAGAGCCCGGCCAUGCUGCUGACUGUCAGCACCUUCAGCCAGCAGUACAUCACUGUCAUCCUGGCCAGGAACGGGAGUCUGCAGAUCUGGUAUCACCUUCAGACAGACAGGAGUCCUGACGUGUUCAGCCCCACCGUCAGCAACCUGGCCGACGGACGACUCCAUCAAGUUAGAAUCCAUCGAGUGGGAAAAAACCUUUAUGUGCAGAUGGACCAGGACAUCCACAGAAAGUACACGCUAUCAUCUGAUGCAGAGCUGAUCUUAAUCAGAACCUUGACACUGGGCAAAGUCAUCAGAGAGGAGAACUUCAGUGAGGAAGUGAUGCAAGCAGCUUCAAAAGGUUUCAUUGGCUGCCUCUCCUCGGUCCAGUUCAACCAUGUUGCACUGCUGAAAGCGGCGCUGACAAACCGAGGGAGCUCAUUGGUCACCAUCCGUGGUCCAUUGGUCCAAUCAAAUUGUGGAGCUCUGGUAGAUUCCUCCUCACACACUCUGCAAGAUCAAGGUGCAACACCAAAUAAAGAGAAUGAGCCUCGUGGCCAUGGUACACAAAAGGAUAUGGCUGUAAUAGCAGGAGUGGUCACAGCAGUGGUCUUCAUUGCUGUGUGUGCUCUGGCUGUGAUGACCCGCCUCCUCUACCAGCGGCGGCAGGCCCAGAGGAACAACAGUAUCAAGGAGGAGCACAGACACAGCAUGUACACAGACUACAGGACAGAGCUGCACCUCCACAACUCAGUCAGGGACAACAUGAAGGAGUACUACAUCUGAUCACAGUGUACUCUAUGGGCCUAAGCCACAAACUUACCUCUCUCGUAUAAAAGGACUAACAGGUGGAUGUGCUGCUGCAGCGUUCCUUACAACAAACAUGUCUUGUGCCCUGGAAGUCUCCCAGGAACACUCAAAAAGCCUGUAGCUGGUAGUCCACUUUCUUAAUGCUCCACUGCAAGCAAGUGGCUGAGUCUUUACAGCUGUUUGUGUAUGUGAUGUUGGUGAAACUGUCAGAAUCAAGCUGCUGUGGUUUCUGUCGCUGCAAAAUGUAUAAAGCAAAAGAUGAAUGUUAGCCGGGAGUGGACUGAGGGACACCAUAAGUGCAGUGAGCAAAAGCUGCUGCCCAUCCUGAAUGCGCACAACUUAAAACAUUUUGUUUGAAACCUUCAAAAUGCUGAAUAUUCCCACAUUUCAGUGGGACACACUAAAUUGUACUUGCAAGUCAGGAAAAGUAGGCCAGGUCUGUAAGAUAUGCGUACAUUCGCUGCUGUCUUUGUUUUUUCAGUGGUGGUGAAUGUUGUAGAAGAAGAAAAGGGGCCAAUACUGCCUAUACUGUAUGAGUGCCUAAUUCAAAUACAAGUUUUUAUUUUAACAUUUUAGAAUUUAUCGGUGCGAUUUGCACAAAGGCACUCACAUUUACAUAGAGAGGAGCUUAUUCAGUCAUUCAGUUCUUAUUGUCAUUCAGUUCUGCAACCCUCACUACACAGAAUCAAAGGACAUUUAAAUUUCUCUCAGUAACACAACUCUCAGUAAUGUUUCUUUCAUUGAGCUGUUUUCCACUGCGUUGUUUGAAGAAAGCGUGAAAAUUUACAAGCCUAAAUAACCUACUAAAUCUGGGAAGCUCUUAUCUUUUGCUGACCUUGUACGUACCAGAACGGUACCUCUCAACACUUAUGAAUAUUUCAAGUUUUCAAGUCCCUCAGUAAGGGUUGUGCACCAUUCAGGCCACAUAUAUUCAGUUGAAGGCAGGAUAAGAAUGACUUAUGAAAUUGUGUUUUGCCUUUAAUAAAUGUGUUCAUUCUCCUUGUGUAUUAUUUCUCCAGUACAUAAAAAACAAAUCCAGAAACACUUGUGUAUAUUGUAU
Molecule: messenger RNA, 5086 nt
Organism: Thunnus maccoyii (southern bluefin tuna)
Lineage: Eukaryota; Metazoa; Chordata; Actinopteri; Scombriformes; Scombridae
Product: contactin-associated protein-like 5
Exons: 24
Coding region: 106-4002 (1298 amino acids)
Source: RefSeq, a predicted model, not a curated record